Paecilomyces variotii is the source of this 3651-nucleotide messenger RNA. Its product is annotated as WD repeat-containing protein. Gene Ontology annotation, molecular function: protein binding. Gene Ontology annotation, cellular component: cytoplasm; Cul4-RING E3 ubiquitin ligase complex. The transcript is spliced from 5 exons. Gene Ontology annotation, biological process: negative regulation of fatty acid biosynthetic process. The record is from RefSeq and is a predicted model, not a curated record. Lineage: Eukaryota; Fungi; Ascomycota; Eurotiomycetes; Eurotiales; Thermoascaceae. The coding region runs from base 151 to 3483 and encodes 1110 amino acids.
GGCGGGGUUUCUUGCGGUAUCGUUGAGCGAAGCCCGGCUUCGGAGCUAUCGUUGCAACGAGUGGCGCGCCGGAGGUGGAAAACGGUUGUGGUCCGAUUCGAGGAGUGGGAGAACACUGGUCGGUAGUGAAAUCGACCAGCACUGGUGAUCAUGAAGCCCUCAUUAUAUGAUCGCCUGCUCCGGCGGGAAACCGGGGAGACGUCCCACUAUGCAGGUAUACCGGGUAUCUAUGGAGCCAGAGAGUGGAUCGACGACUUAGAUAUCGUGAACGAACUGGGUGGUCACACAGGCUGCGUAAAUGCCCUCAGCUGGUCUCGCUCAGGGCGGUUGCUGGCAUCGGGAUCCGAUGACCAGCAUCUCAACAUCUACUCUUACCAGCCCGACUCGUCGACCGCUCCAUUUGCGCUGAAUACGACUGUGGCUACUGGUCACUCCGCCAACAUUUUCUCCGUGAAAUUCAUGCCGCAUUCGAAUGACCAGACGUUGGUCACGUGUGCUGGCGACGCGCAGGUUCGUGUGUUUGACAUUGAAUAUUCCUCAGGAAAUGGCAACGGAGCUGCUUCCUCGGCAUUCGAGGCCUCUGCGAGAAGUCGCCGUUUCAAUAACUUCUUCGCUGGAGCACGCUACCUGACUGCGGGUAAUACAAACGCACGGGUCUACCGGUCCCACGCCGAUAGGGUGAAGCGGGUCGUCACCGAGUCGUCUCCGUAUCUCUUUAUGACCUGUUCGGAGGAUGGCGAGGUUCGUCAGUGGGAUCUACGGCAGCCGUCGUCAGCAUACCCUUCGCCGCGGGGUGGUCAGGGCUUCAUGGCCUACAGACCUGGACUCCAGCAUGACGACUCCAACGUGCCUCCUCCCUUGAUAUCUUAUAAACGGUAUCAACUGGACCUGAACACCAUUUCCUGUUCCAGCAGUCAGCCACAUUAUAUCGCGUUGGGAGGCGCUCACCUCCACUGUUUUCUUCACGACAGGCGGAUGCUGGGUCGAGAUCUCCUCGCGGAGAAAGGCGACCCUGGUAGUCCGUCACCAGCACCGGGCACUCCGGAGGAUGAGACGAUGGGACAGGCGACCAGGUGUGUCCGGCGAUUUGCUCCGAAUGGAAGGAGAAAGAUGCGGCGCAAUGACAAUGGGCAUAUCACGGCGUGUAAGAUCAGUGAUGCCAAUCCGAACGAGAUGGUGGUCAGCUGGUCUGGAGAUCAUAUCUACAGCUUUGAUCUGAUUCAAAGCCCCGACGCGCGAGAAGCGCAGGAGAGGGAGGAGACGUUGCGGAAUGGCAACCAUUCUGGGAGGAGGAGACACUCGAAGGACAGGAAGCGCAAGCGGAAGAAGACCUCGAUGACCUCUCUUGACAGCGGUAACAGGCAUCAUUCCCGCAUGCGUUCCGAAUCCGACGAAGGUGAUAGUAUGUCAUUCCGGGUACGCUACGGCAAUGGGGAGUCGGAGGAUAUCCCUAUCCCCUCGCUUUCUCGUCGAAGCUCCGAUACGCCAGAAGACGUCAUGGAGAGGGCACGGUAUUCUGUUCUCAACGAGGCCCAGCGCCUAAGCUACCGUAUUGCAAAGGCCCUGGUGAAGCUCCGGAAGACUUUGUUUUCACUCGAGGCUUCUGUGAGGGAAGCCGCGGAAUCUCAACAGGAUUCUGCAGAUAUCACCCCGUACACCGCAUCUUUCACUUCAGCCCUAGGCUAUGCGGCCUCUUAUUUGCCGGAAAUGGAUGAGACCAUUAGAACUUGGAGGUAUCCGGUCAAUCCGACGCCCGACGAAGUUAUCUUCCAGCAAACUCUCCGUCGCAACAGGGAAUCUACAAGACGGUUUGUACAAGCGGCAGGUACACUGGCCCGUGUCUUAGGAGGGCGGCUGCAGACAGCAUCAGGCGGGGAAAGCCCCCAACUAGAGAUGUUCAGGCAGAUUGAACCCGCUCCGACAGAACACGGCAUCAUAGAUUCAGAGUCCCAGUUUGGAUAUGACUUUUUGAAAGCGAUUUUGCUUUGGCUGGAAGGCGACCGGCAGGCUCUCCUUAAUGGUUUCAAGUAUGAUCCUGCGCGCAGGCGUGACAGAGCACGGUUUCCUGUUCCGCAGUCGGCGGGCGAUGAAGCGAUUGAAGAGAUUCUAAUCCCUUAUCUCGAAGAACUGGCAGGAUCAGCGCCUGUGGUCAAUGUGGAUGCGUCGAGGUUCGAGCGUGAUGAAUCUCGCAUUGUCUUUGACACUCAAUCUUCAGCAGUGAAAUCCUUUGCCAACGCCAUAAAGAUACCCCUGGAGGAUCUUGACGGAGCGAGCGUGAGAGUGGAAGAUGGCGAAGAAAGACCAUGCCCAUCAAAUGUCCGUGCAAUGGAUCGCCGCGCAGCAAUGAGAUUCUGGGGUUUGAAAGUUGGCAGGAGUAUUCUUAUGCAAGCAGGUGACGGCGUGAAUUUUGAGCUUGUGAAUCGCGCUUUUGGUGGACUAAGAACUAGUGUCGAGGAGGAUAAGGAUGACGAUGAUGAGCGGGAACGAGUGCAGGAAGAUAUUGAUCCUGAUGAAGAGGAGGAGCCCGUUGAGGAAGUCCGUCUCAUCAGAGGCCGCGCUUCUGCGGCUCGUCGAAGUUCGUCGCACUCCCAGGAUACGUCCACUUCUCGGAUGACCGCAUCAAACGGUGGAUCUUCUGCGGACUCUGGGCCGGAUGACGAAGUGGCUGCAUUCUCUAGCUCUGAUGUCGAGAUGCCACAAGCGUUGCAGUCUGAUGGUGAUGAUGAGGGAAACAGUGACGAUGAUCAAGGCGAAGAAUCUGAGGACGGCGAGAGUGACCAGGAUGACGAGGAUGAUGAAUCUGAAGACGAUGAGGACGAGUUAGAAUCUGAGGAAGACAUCUUCUUCAGACAAACUGGUUUCCAAAGCAGCAGGAGAAGAGAAAACGUCCACCGUGAUGUGCCCUGUUCGUCGCAUACCAGGGUCUAUCGGGGACAUUGUAAUGUCAAGACCGUCAAAGACGUGAAUUACUUCGGAUUGGAUGAUGAGUAUGUGGUCAGUGGAAGCGAUUCUGGUCAUUUAUUCAUCUGGGACCGCAAGACCUCCAACUUGGUCAAUAUCCUUGAAGGGGAUGGUGAGGUGGUCAACGUGAUUGAAGGCCACCCCUACGAGCCCACCGUUGCAUGUUCUGGAAUCGACAACACCAUCAAGAUCUUCUCUCCUGACAGACGAGCUCAGGGUGAAGCGCAUGCAGGCAAGAAUAUUUUGGAUCCUGACAAUGCCGCAAACACUCUUGGAAGACAUGGAGUUUCCGGUCUUGGUCUCAAGAGUCGCAAGCGGAUGCAAGACAGCUAUCAGAUCAUGAGCCGAAACGACGUUGACCGACAGGGUGGUAUGACGGAGGCAUUCGUUACGAGGAGUAUGCUUUCCCGUCUAGCUGCAACUUUGAGGCAGCGACAGACCCUUGGUGGUAUUGCUGCCCUCGGCGGGGAAGUGGGCGAAGGCACUACCAUUGUUUUGGAUGAGAAUUGCACUGUCAUGUAGUGGUCGUUUUCUUAUAUUCCCCGCUGGUCUUGGUAAUACUUUCUCUAUCUUGAGAUGUUAAUCCCAGAAGAUAGAAUCUUGUUCGGAUCAUGUCCCGCCACGUCUCGAUUUAGGAGGACCUACCUGUUUCCAUGACUGAAUGUGUCCCAUUUCCCUUCUGCCUUGUCA